Messenger RNA from Zootoca vivipara (common lizard), 7104 nucleotides. RefSeq names its product GDP-mannose pyrophosphorylase A (gene GMPPA). Gene Ontology annotation, biological process: biosynthetic process. Gene Ontology annotation, molecular function: transferase activity. NCBI's taxonomy places the organism in Eukaryota, Metazoa, Chordata, Lepidosauria, Squamata, Lacertidae. The record is from RefSeq and is a predicted model, not a curated record.
UUCUCACGUGCUCGGAAGCAAAACUCGGCGAGGAGGGGGCGCAGGAGCGGUGCUGUGCACGGUUGCCUCUCUCGUCGCCAUCCCUCGCGGGACGCCCUGCCUUCCUGUCUGCGCGCCCCUAGACGAAGAGGGAGAUGCUGAAAGCCGUGGUCCUCAUCGGCGGCCCCCAAAAAGGGACCCGCUUCCGGCCAUUGUCCUUUGAGGUGCCCAAGCCCUUGUUCCCUGUGGCAGGAGUGCCUAUGAUACAGCACCACAUUGAGGCAUGCACUAAGGUGCCCAACAUGAAGGAGAUUCUCCUGAUUGGGUUCUAUCAGCCCAAUGAGGCCCUCAGUCGAUUCCUGGUGUCAGCCCAGCAAGAGUUCAAAAUACCCAUCAGGUAUCUGCAGGAAUAUGCUGCGCUUGGCACAGGUGGCGGCAUCUACCACUUCCGGGACCAGAUCCUCUUGGGUAACCCUGAAGCCUUCUUUGUGCUGAACGCUGAUGUCUGCUCCGAAUUCCCUCUGGGCGAGAUGCUCAGCUUCCACCGGCAACUUGGCAAUCCGGACAGCUUCCUCAUGCUGGGCACCACGGCCAACAGAAAGCAGUCUCUGAACUAUGGCUGCAUUGUGGCGAACACUGAGACGCAUGAGGUCCUGCACUACGUGGAGAAGCCCAGCACUUUUGUCAGCGAGCUUAUCAACUGUGGCAUCUACUUGUUCACGCCGGCCAUCUUCCAUCACAUUGGCACGGUCUUCCAACGGAACCAGCAGGAGCUGCUUCAAGAGGAGAGCACCAAUGGCUGGCAACGAGCUGAAGCCAUCAGGCUGGAGCAGGAUGUCUUCACAGCCCUUGCUGGGCAGGGACGGCUCUUUGCCUACAAGACGGAGGGGUUCUGGAGCCAGAUCAAAUCCGCUGGGUCUGCAAUCUAUGCCAGUCGCCUGUAUCUGAGCUGCUACAGCCAGUGCCACCCAGAAAGACUUGCCCAGAACCAACCUGGUGGACCCACCAUCCGAGGGAAUGUUUAUAUCCAUCCUGCAGCCUCGGUGGAUGCCAGCGCUGUGCUAGGUCCCAAUGUGUCCAUCGGGAAGGGGGUGACGAUUGGCGCUGGCGUGCGUGUGCGUGAGUCCAUUAUUCUGCAUGGGGCUUCUCUCCAGGACCAUACAUGUGUGCUGAACAGCAUUGUGGGCUGGGAUAGCACCAUUGGACGCUGGGCUCGCGUAGAGGGUACUCCCAGUGACCCCAACCCUAACGAUCCCUACGCAAAGAUCGACAGUGAGACUCUCUUUCGGGAUGGCCGCCUCACCCCAUCCAUCACCAUUCUGGGCUGCAAUGUGACCAUCCCUGCCGAAGUGGUCAUCCUCAACUCCAUCGUUCUGCCCCACAAGGAACUGAGCCGCAGCUUCAAGAAUCAAAUCAUUCUCUGAAGGGGGUGGGCAGGAGGGGAACCUCCAGCUGUCCCCAGGCGGCGGAACAGAGCACAGCCUCGGACAACGCUGCCCCCACCCUCAAGCCAUGGCCUCUCUUUGGACCUAGCAUGGAUCACCACAGACUUCCCUCCAGGUCUGUUCAUGGACACGGCAGGAUGGGGGAUGCGAUGCGAGCUUCCCUCUUGGGCUGCUGGUAUGUCAGGUGGCUUGCCUGGUCCUUCAGCUGCUGCAGAACCUUUCCUGGAAGCAGGAGGCCGACCCAUCCCGAGGCCGCAGUGCUGCCUUACUACCAGCCAAAGGCACUUGGGAAGGAAAGGAUGUGUGGAAACACUGGGGAGCCUUUAUUAAACCUGAGGGCCACAUUCUCUCAUGCGCAGUCUUACGGAGGCCAUAUGCCAAUGAGUGGGGUGCUAGAGCCCAAAGUGGGUGGGGCAACAGAAUCUUGCCUUUAUCAAGGCAAGGAAGAGGCAACAUCGCAGUCAAAAGACCUAUUCCAGCCAGGCAAAUGUGCUGGUGGGGAGGGCAGAGCAGGGCUGGUGUGCUGUGGGAAGAGUCCCAAGGGGAUGGCUCAAGAGACCUGGAGGGUUCCCCACCCCUGGCCUAGGCCAUUGAAGGACCCAGGGGUACAUCUGCAUGCCAUUUGGGUCUUGGGUGCAUUCGUCCAGCACCCCACUUUUCCACUAGCUGCAGUGCAUUCUUCCUGGUUCCCCAUAGUAUGGCAGUGUGUGUGUGUGUGUGUGUGUGUGUGUGUGUGUGUGUGUGUGAUUUUCCUGCUUGUGCACAAAGGCACCAAACUGGGAUUGUGGGGAUCUGCCACGGAGACAUGCUCUAAUCUCUUUGCCAAGCAGCUGCCCCAUAGUAUGUGCACACAGCCUUGUGUUUCUUCCAGAAACUGGAUGGUGGAGCCUAGAAGCAAUUUGAGUGGGCAGCAGCAUUGGGGGGGGGGCAAACUUACUGCAUAGCUUAACCUCCGCUGCAAACUGAAGCUUUGAUUUUAAAGCUCCAAGACGAAUGAGUAGAUAUUGGUUGAGGGAUCAACUACAGCUUGUUAGAGUGAGUGCAUGUUGAGGAAAGUGCUUGAGUCUGUUAGUUUUUAAGUUAACGGGAACAGCUUUCCACAAGGGCUGGAACAGGAGCCUGCAUUGAGCAAGGAGCUCUGGAGAUCAGAUGCAACACUGCAACAGGGACUCUGGCACAUGCAAGCUGCCACACUGCUGCUGCAGUUCAUUUGCACUCAGGCUUUACCUUUCCAUGUGCAAGGGCUGAGGUUGCAAGGAGAGAGGGGUUGUCCGUUGCAGAGGUGAGGAACUGGCAGCCCUCCGGGUGAUGCUGGACUUGAUCUCCCAUCACCUCUGACCCUGGGUCAUGCUGGCUAGGAGUAAUGGGAGCUGGAAUCCAACGACAGUUGGAGGGUCAAAUGUUCCUCUAUUGAUACAAAGUGCCCUGAUCUGAUUAGGUUCCGCUAACCUGUUUUCCUUGCCUUAAUAGCAGGAUUCCAACUGGGGGCCUGGGUGUUGGGGGAUGCACUAAGCUGCACCUAAGGGAGGUGAAAACCCUGCCCCUGGUAUAAUUCAGCACCAGAGAGGAGGGUUAUGUGUUUACAUUCUUGCUCUUUCUGAAGCACUUUGAGAACAUGUUGGAACGUGGACGUAUCAAUGUAAACAGCUAUGGAGGAUGUUCAGUUUCCAAAGCAACUCACAGCAAGUUUCCUUUCCAAGGUCUAAAGACUGGCUAAGGUCUGCUGCCUCUCUGCCUUGGCAAGUUCAGGAAUUAGGACCCUACAGUGAACUGGUAAAAGCAUCAGAGGAAACAGCUGACCCAACUCCAGCAGGUAGUGGGGUAGGGGUGAGGGUUAUUUGAAACAGGCUAUAUUGCCCCUCUGUGCUUGCAUCCAUCUUAACAUUGCAAAGGAUAUAUUCUGUGGCUGCAGAUCCCUUUCUAAUUUGUAUUUCUCCUGCCCCCCCAAUCAGAUUGUGACCUGGGUAAAAUUCAUACUAAUGAAGGCAUUAGCAAUUCAGCAUUUUGUUGCUGUUCGGGGAGGGAGGCUGGCUGCAUUGGUGUGCCUAUUUUUCUGUUUGUUUUUUACUUGCAGCUUCUUUCAUUUAAAAAACGAAAUAAAGAGAUAUUUAAAUAUAUAUAUUAAUUAUUCUUGAGCUGCAGCUUUCCGUGAAGUAGGAUGGGUGGGUUGUGAGGAUGAAGAAGAGGAGGAGGAGGAGGAUUGUAAAAUGCGUUGCAUACUGCCAAGAUUCAAAGUGCAGGUGUCGUUCAAAAACAACAUCCUUGGCUGGGCUGAGGGACGGGUCCUGGCCCACCUUUCUCUGAGAUGUGGCCUGCAUGUCAGGAAGCUUGUUCUGUCCAGUGGAACCACACUGCCUUCUGUUUCUUGGUAAUGCUAGAAAGAGAUGGAAAGUUGGUUACCUUCAUAUAUACAUGCAGUAGAUACUAUUUCAGGAACAGAAUCAGACAUGCAAGAGAAAUGCUAGCCUACCUUCCAGCUCCGAAAAAAAUAAAUUCUAGAGAGAGAAUGUCAGUAAGUAAACGGAGUAAAGAUUUGUGUAAUUAGACCUUUUUAUAACACAGGUUGUAAAGUCCCCAAUCAAAGGCUCCUGCGAAAGGUUAAGUAGUCGUGGCAUAAGCAGAGACAUCCUUUUGUAGAUUAGCAAGUGGCUGAGUGAUAGGAAAUAGCAGGUAGGCAUAAAUGGUCAAUUUGCACAGUGGAAAGAGAGAAACCGCAGGGAGCCUCAAGGAUCUAUAAUGGGGCCGGUGCUUUUUAACAUAUUCAUUAAUGAGUUGGAAAAAGGGAUUGAACGGGGAAGCAGCAAAAUUUGCAGAUGAUAAAUUAUUCAAGGUAGUUAAAUCUAAAGCAGAUUGUAAGGAGUUCCACGGGGAUCUUAUAGCAGUGGGAGAGUUGGGUAAUGAAAUGCAGUGUUGAUAAGUGCAACAAAGUACAUUUGGGAGAAAAUAGCCUCAGCUUUACAUACUUGACUCGCUAAGAGUACAGAAUUCCAUUUAAAGAAAACAGUCAAGCAGCCUGGCACUAGGCAUGCCAACUGGCAAGUCUGUGGCUGGCUCCAGAAGGCAGCAAGAGGGGACAUUUGCCAGGGCCCCAAGACCCAAGACAGGAGCCCACUGAGGAAGCUGGACAGACCCAUCAAACAAAAUCACUGCUCAGUUUUUGCUCUCCCAAAGGAGAGGGCAAGAAGGUGACAGAAUGGACAACAGCAACUGCUGAUCUCUUGGCUGGCUUUUCUGCCACCUGGUCAUGAUGAACAGGAUCCACCCUGAGAUGGACUGGGGAAGGGGGACAGCUCCCCCCCCCCGAAUCCUAGAGCUGGCUAGCUCACUAUUUUAACAUUACAUAGGUACAGAAAAAGGCAACCAUGUGGGUCCUGUGUGAAUUAUGGAAGUCAAGAUAUAUACCAGGGAUAGCUAACCCAUGACCUCCCCAUCUCCUAUCAUUCCUGACUAUUCGCCAUAGUGGUUUGGGCUGAGGAAGGUUGUAGUCCAACAAUGUCUGAGAGGGUCACAGCUUCCACAGCACAGAUAAUAUGUGGCACAGAGGCCUGCUGUCUAUCCGCCUCCCCUGCCAUCCUGCCCCAAUGCUGUGUUGACUUGACUAGAGCAGGCCUGUUCUGCUUGUGACCAACCACGACAAACUUAGCCCACCUGGCAUUGUACUGUGGCACACUCAGAAAUUUAAGGAGAGGCAGAUGGCCAUCUUUCAGGGUUGCUAUAGUUCCAAGAAUCGUGAUCUGCUCAGAGGGUUGAUCUAAUCCCCCUUCCAACUUAAAUGCUUUGAUUCUGAAUUCAGGUGCUCAACAACCAGCUUUGCUUUUGCAGACACAGGCAGGCAACCAAAACAGGAAGUGCCGUGAGCCUCUGGUAGAUGUUGUUCAGUUUGGUGGGCCGCAAGUUGCACAGGACUGGACUAGUUUCAAAACUACGCCAAAGAUUAUGUGGCUUUGAUUUCUGGCAUGAUUUCCAAAAAUGCCUGCCUGCCACCGCUUUCCAGUAAUGACUGUGCUUUGAGAUGGGACCUGCCUGUGCCUGGGUGAGAGCUUCAUCUUGUAAACUGCUCUGAACUUUAUAAUGAGAGGAACCGGGUGCAAUUUUUAAAAAUUCAGUAGUUAAUCAUGGUUGUGGGUAAGGUGGACUGGACUGUGGCUUUGAACUGCAGUCUUCAAAUACAUUUUGAACUUUGUGCUGCAUUUACAGGCCCCCUUUUUGUGGGCUGUCAAGUUAUUUGUGUGUGCGUAUCUAGCAGUUCGAAAGCACGUCAAAGUGCAAGUAGAUAAAUAGGCACCGCUACAGCGGGAAGGUAAACGGCAUUUCUGUGUGCUGCUCUGGUUCGCCAGAAGCGGCUUUGUCAUGCUGGCCACAUGAGCUGGAAGCUGUACUCCCUCAGCCGGCUCCCUCAGCCAAUAACGCGAGAUGAGCGCCGCAACCCCAGAGUUGGUCACGACUGGACCUAAUGGUCAGGGGUCCCUUUACCUUUUUAUCUGACCUUGUCAAGCUAGUAUUAUCAGUGUUUCUGUGCAUAUUCAGAGGCUAGAGUUGCACAAAUUGUGUCUCAUGACUUGUCAUGCUUAAGUAAAUCUAAAUACAAAGCUGGAGGUAGGAGUCCCAUAGCAAAGGGGAUGUUUUUUCUAUGUCAAAUUCAAAGCAACUUAAAUUCUGCCUCUUGGGAAGAUAAUGGUGAAAAUUGCAAGAUUUGGAAAGAGGAUGGCUGUGUUGGGGAAGGAUCAGGACUAAUGGGCAAGACCAGAGUCUUCCAGUAAGGGGCACUAUAUGGAUGAGUACAGAGGCAUUGCUUGGGGAAGGUAGACAGGGUUCUUGAUGGGGGUCUGAAUGGAAGAGGAGCUGCAGUGCCCAGCAGGCCAAGCCAUUUAUUUCCUCCUUUGCUGAACGUAAAGAUAUUGGUUUUCCGCUUGUGCAAAGGGUGGAGCUGAGGGUGGGAGCAGUGGAGGAGAAAUGCAGCCCGGAAAUCACAUUAGAUGUGCAAGAAUCCAUUAGUCCAGCUCUGAGUCUGUGCCUGGCUCCUGGUACCAUCGUCAUGCUGGGAGCUGAGUGCCGUAACAUGAUUUGCUGGUGCGUGACUGAAUUGCCUUGCUGUGGCCUGAGAAGCUGCUGGAGAUGGUUUGCAGGCAGAAAUUCAAUAGGUGAAGCUUUCCUCAUUGCUUCUUCUCUGUGCCAACAAAGAUUGCGCUCUUGAAUUCCUGUCUCUUGUGCAACUGUUAAAAGCACUGAGCGCGCUCGGUAAAAAGGCUGCAGGAGUCAUGCUCAGAAAACUGCAAUGACCGUUCAUGUGAACUGGGUUUUGCUUGUGAAUUUCUCUCUGCCACAAAAUGGGAGAGUUGAAUGGUGGACCUCACCAGUACCUUCCGAUGGUAUCAGUCUGACUCAGAGGAGUGCAUAGACACGGUUUAAAUACUUCUAGCAGAAAAGAGCAGGGUGGAAAAGGCAUGAUUGCAUGGGUUUCUCAGGACUUGUUUCGCUUUAUCCCAUCAGAACUGGGGAGCUGGUGUUUCUUCAUUUCAUUCACUUUCCUCCAGCUUCAAGAGAAAGCAAGGAAGGGUAUCAUGCCACGCUUGCCAAACACACCAAGUUUCAAGAGCCACCCUAAUUUUUUCAAUUGUAAGUUUUAAAAGCUCUUUAAUUAUUGCCUCCUAAAUUGUCAUAACCCAGCCUGGGACUGGUG